AAAAAGCUUUCACGAAUCAUGUCCAUCUCGACUUUGAAGAAUAGCAUCAAUCGAUCUUCCAACAUCUCAUCUCUACGUGUAGACUUGAGGCUAAAAAUAAGGAUCGAACAUUUUUUCACCAUUUGACUAUUCGUAUCGCAUCUCGAUAUCGAUCGCAAAAGGCGUGCUUCACCCUGACAAAAAAUUAUUUUGCUGCAGGACCCUGGUUUAGUGAAGUGUUUCACUCAUUGAUAAUAUAACCAUACAGGCGAGAAAAACAUCAAAGUGCUUGACUCUAGUUAGUUCCUGGAUCUAAUUAUAUGUAUAUCUGAAGUAGUCGCUCGCGGCAUUAAGAAAUCUCGUAGCAGAAGCAGAGGAAUCAAAGUUCCCUUUCGUCUCUUUACAAAAACCCAAACCACCAAAAUGGCUGACGGAAACGUGAAACUGAAGUCCAGCCAGGGCGACGUCUUCGUCGUCGAGCGGGAGGUUGUAUCAAAUGCAAAAAUGUCUGGGUCUGGAAGCUUGUGAUGCUCAAAGUGAAUGGUAGACGGACUGCAAUACGCAGCUAUGCAUGACAAAUUUUUUGGCUCUCAUGUCUUACGUAUUCCGCAUGACAAACUGCGUUUUUGCAUGACAGAUAAGAGGGCCUUUUCGUGCCUAUGCAACACAGAUUCUCGAGUCAUGCCAGACACGCAUGACAAACCUGCAUUCUUCCAGACCCAGACAUUUUUACACUUGAUAGGUUGCGGUUAUGUCCAACCUGCUGAAGAACAUGAUUGACGACUGCGCCCCGGAUGAGGAAAUCCCGCUCCCGAACGUCAAGUCCACGAUCUUGCAGAAGGUAUCACUGGUUGCGGCUAAUGCGUGCUUUUUUUGCAUGAUAGUACAGUAUGUAAAUUGCAUGAUGCGCCGCAUCGUUGCCAGUGCACACAUUUUACUGCAAAGACUACAUCGUGAAGCGAAAUACAUAAAGUAAAAGUCGAAAAUAUGCGCUUUUCUAUACAGGUGAUCGACUACUGCAAGCACCACCGGGACUAUGGAGAGAAAAAAGUUUGUCACAGUCACUAACUUGCAGGCUUUGCAUUACAAAUUUUCUCAGCAUCACAAACUUUCCUUGUAUUGCAGAAACACUAGGGAAAUACCUAAUGAAGUUUGGCUGUGAUGCAUUUUUACGCAUGACAAACAAUUUAGUAUUGCAAAAAUGCGCAUGAGUGAUCGUGACGAACUUUUUUUCUUUGAUAGGGACGAGUCUCCGGAGGAGAUCCAGAAGCCGUUGAAGUCGCACAUUUUGACGGAGUGCGGCGUGUUAUCAAUUGCAAAAAUGUCUGGGUCUGGGAGAUGGCGAGAUUUGUCAUGCUUGUCUGGCAUCACUCUGAACUCUGUGUUGCAUGGCCGUGAAGAGCUCUUCCUCCCUGUCAUGCAAAAACGCAGUUUCUCAUGCGGAGUACGCAACUCAGAGCCAUGGAAAAAACUUGUCAUGCUUGGCAGCGCAUUAUAGUCAGUUCACUAUUCCCUUUCUUGCAUCACAAGUUUCCAGACCCAGACAUUUUUGCAGUUGAUACGUGUCGGAGUGGGACAACAACUUUGUGACGAUCGAGCAGGAGGUGCUGUUCGAGCUCAUUUUGGCGGCCAACUACAUGGACAUCAAGUGUCUGCUGGACCUCACCUGCGCCAAGGUCGCGUCUAUGAUCAAGGGAAAGACCCCGGAAGAGAUUCGUCAGCAGUUCAACAUCGCCAACGAUUUCACGCCGGAGGAGGAAGCCCAGGUCCGGGAAGAAAACAAAUGGUGUGAGGACGCGUAAGCAGUAUUUCGUCGUCUCGUCGCGGCAUCACGACUAGCGGAUUUGGAUUUAAUCAAGAAUAUUGGACGAGCAAGAUGUUCGUUGUACUACUACCGACGAGGAAAACGUCGCAGGUGAUCGUCGAUGUUUAGUCCCGCCGUUGUUGUGAAAAUUGAUGACUAGUGGUGUCAAAUUUCGCAAGCAGGGAGGCACUAGAAAAGCAUCUAGAUGAUCUUCUAUCUUGUUUUCAAAAAGAGCUUUAUUACUUCACCGAGUUGAUUGUACCCACUAGCGAUUGUCAAUCUCGUAUUUCGAGAGACUACAGCAAUUCCAUUUUCCCGGAUGGUCUUGCCAGAGAACUUCUUUCCACAGCGACCGCGACCCAUGAUCUCUUGUCCUACGAGAAGCGCAAUUCCCGCCUCUACUCACUUCCCAAAAAACGAUCUUCAUCAAGCGACCGCACUACGCUACCAUGGGAAGCUGCGUUUAUCAAUGACGAUAUGCUAAUCAAGUAUCUAUAAAUUUACGUUGGGUCUCACUCGACAGCACGAUGCCAGAGAAU
Molecule: messenger RNA, 2322 nt
Organism: Amoebophrya sp. A120
Lineage: Eukaryota; Dinophyceae; Syndiniales; Amoebophryaceae
Source: the annotation of a GenBank genome assembly